ACUCACCAGACAUGCCCAAGAGAUUACCCAUAGCAGACAUCCUCGCUGGAUUAGCACGCAGCAUGGGCACAGCCAUCCGUUACUGGCUGCACUACACAUUGGUUGCUGUGGCAUGGCUUGGGGUUGUGCCACUGACAGCCUGCAGAAUAUAUCGUUGCCUCUUCACUGGCUCUGUUUCCUCUGUGCUCACACUACCACUUGACAUGCUUUCAACGGACAACUUAGUGUCAGAUAUCUUCCAUGGGUGCUUUGUUGUGACAUGCACACUAAGUGCUUUCAUCAGUCUGGUCUGGUUGCGGGAACAGAUCCUCCACGGGGGAGGGCCAGACUGGCUAGAUCAAGAAAUACAGCAUGAGCAUGAGCCUCCUGGAAAUUUUGGAGCUAUCAAUCAAGUGAAUGGACAAAUUCCAGUGCCAGCAGCCAAUGAAAAUGUUGCACCACAGCAGCAGGAAGUGGCCAAUGACAACCUGGACAUCAAUGAUGAUCCAGCAAAUCAAGAGCUGGCUCCUGUCCCAGCAAAUCAAAAUAUAGGAGAAGGAGGCGAGGGUGAGAUCCUUCAUGAGGGAGCUCCGGGCAACAACAACCUCGACCCGGGAGCUGCAGCAGACGACCUGAACUGGAACCCCAUUGAGUGGGACCGGGCAGCCGAGGAGCUCACGUGGGAGCGUCUCCUGGGUCUGGACGGCUCGCUCGUGUUUCUGGAGCACGUGUUUUGGGUCGUCUCCCUCAACACUAUGUUCAUACUGGUCUUUGCAUUUUGUCCAUAUCACAUCGGGCACUUUACCAUAGUUGGUUUUAAGCUUAAAGCAUGGGUGUCUGCAUCACACUUUGAGGGUCUACUGACAGCAUUGUGUGGGUACUGUGUGGUUGGGUUAUGCCUGGUGCUACUACAUACACUGGCUGCAAUUAUCAGGCUUAACAGGUCGAAGCGUGUCCUAGGUUUAUGUUACGUUGUAGUUAAAGUUGCUCUGCUGAGUGUGGUGGAGAUUGGGGUCUUCCCGCUGAUAGGAGGCUGGUGGCUGGACAUCUGUUCCCUCUCUCUCUUCGAUGCAACGCUAAAGGACCGAGAGGUGAGCUUUAAGAUGGCGCCAGGCACAUCCAUGUUCAUCCAUUGGCUGGUGGGGAUGGUCUACGUCUUCUACUUUGCUUCCUUUAUCCUCCUCCUCCGGGAAGUGCUGAGACCAGGUGUUCUGUGGUUCCUCAGGAAUCUCAAUGACCCAGACUUCAAUCCUGUACAAGAGAUGAUCCACCUACCGAUUGUGCGCCACACUCGACGCUUCCUGGCCUCCAUGGUCAUAUUUGGUUCCACAGUGUUGUUGAUGCUUUGGCUACCAAUAAAGAUCAUUCAUGGACUAUGGCCCUCCUUUUUACCAUAUCAUAUUACACUCUCAAGUGAUACCCCAGUGAGUGAGCUGUCGCUGGAGCUGCUGUUGCUCCAGGUGAUACUCCCAGCACUGCUAGAACAAGGUCACACUCGAGUCUGGCUCAAGCUCUUGGUCAGACACUGGUGUGCCGCUGUGUCUCACAUUCUUGGAUUGAGAUCGUACUUGCUUGGCGAUGUGGCUCUUGAUGCUCAGGGAGGUGGUGUUGUGAUUGGUGGGGACACAGUUGGAGCUGCUGGGGAAGGUGGUGCAGCUGGUGCGGCUGCCCCUCCAGUGGAAGUAGAGCAGGCUGAUCCCGAGCUGGUGGAAGGCCUGGUGAACCCUGUUGUUGGAGGACCUGGAGGUGGAGAUGCCCUUGGAGGAGGUCUUGGUGCAGCUCACCAGGCGUUGCUCCAGCGAGAUGGGCCGACAGGUUUCCAGGCUUAUGUACGGCCGAGAUGGUUUGGUGUGCGUAUCUUGGGCCUGGUGGUCAUGAUGUGUGUGAGCCUGACAGCAGCAUCCAUUAUAUGUUUGACGCUUCCAGUCUUAGUGGGUCGUCAGUGCAUGUAUCUUGCUCUUGGUGACACCAAAGUUCAUGAAUUAUACACCGGUGCAUGUGGUUUGUACCUGUGUUUGCUCAGUAUUCGAGGCAUCACUCUCCUCAUCUCCUGGAUAAUGCUGGGAUGGUCCCAAGUCAUCCUGCGCUUGAAGCAAUGGGGCAUCAUGGGCACCAAGGCACUAGUGGCGCUAGUGGUCGUGGCGGUAAUUGUGCCGUUGAUGGUGGGCGUUCUCAUGGAGUUGGUCAUCGUUAUACCUCUGAGAGUUCCCCUCCAUCAGACGCCCAUCAUCUUCCUCUGGCAGGACUGGGCCCUUGGCGUCCUGUACACAAAAAUCAUGUGUGCACUGGUCAUGAUGGGUCCAAACUGGUGGCUCAAGACAAAUCUGGAACAUAUCUACUUGGGUGGAGUGCGUGGUCUGGACCUGAACCUCCUUGUGGGCCAGACGGCACUUCCAGUUAUUGCAAGCCUUGGUGCCUGUCUCACCAUUCCCUAUGUCACAGCACACACCCUAGCCCCUCUCUUUGUACCCCCUAGUGCACUGGUCCUGGUGGAGCGUCGCAUAUAUCCUGCACUGUUGAUCAUAACACUGCUGUCUACUCUCAUCAUCAUGCAAGUUGUACAGUUUACCCGUCUCUAUGAACACAUAAAAAAUGAUAAGUACCUGGUUGGGCGGCGACUCGUGAACUACGACCACACAAGCACUCAGACCUCCUCCCCAAGGCUCGAAAGCGAGAUCACCCCAUUUGUCAGGUGAAGGCGACGGGAGGAGGAGGUAGACGCCCUAAGUAUGCCUGUGAGUGGAAGUUCUAUAUUUUGUCUAGGUGUGGUACCUGGCGCUUCAGAAGAGCAAGAAGAAGAGGAGGAGAAAGUUACACAAAAGAAAGAAAUAGAGUUCUGGUCUGAUUGUGUAAUGAUUUAUUGUUAUUAUUAUCAUCAUCAUUAUAAUUAUUAUUAUUAUUAAUCUUUGUAAAUAUAUUCUCAUGGUCUGAGUAAGUCAUUUAGGUACCUUGUCUCAUACUUCAAAACCCAAGUAUUCAGUGUGUAAUAUUUGUCUGAGGCGAGAUGCAUGUACCCUCCAGGAAGUAUGUGGGUUAGGCUUUCCUGGGUAGAUGAGCGUUAGUUUGUCUGAUGGAAAUUUAACGACGGGUAGGGAAGAUUUAUGGUAAGUAAAAAGGACGCUUAUGUUUAUAUAUUAUUUCGCAUACAAUAACUUUGAAGGGAUUUUAGUUACUGUCUAGAUUGCAUAUGAUAUUCCUUUAUGUGUAUGAUAUACAGUAAAAACUAUUAUCACAUGAAAUAGAUAUAUGUAUUUUAAAUAAAAGAAAGGGAUGGGGAAUGUAUUCUUGGGUGGGAGAAUAUAGACUUUUUGUUAUUAUUAUUAUUUUGAAGCAUUGGAAAUGUAUUUAUUUUCAAAGACUAUAUGAAAACUGUUUUAUAUGUAAAUAAUAUUUAAUAAAUGGACAUUACAUGCAAUGCACAAAACUAAAAGGAUAGUUUGUGAGGCCUUCUUGUAUUUAUUAAAUUAGUCACAAAAAGAGAGAAAAAAAAAAACUACACAAGUGUAAUGUUUCACAGUGUGAGUAAUAACACUUUUUUGUGAUGUAAGUUUAAGAAGAAAGAGUAAUUAUUUUGCUGGUACAUGAUUGCAUUAUGCAUUUGAGUAUGGAUAUAAAACUGAUACUAGCAGAGAGAGACGGAUGUUUUCAGUUGACACGCUGACGUUAUGUUGUCAUGAUCCAUUGCUUGAAGUAUGUGCAACUAAUCUGUGAUGCAAAGAGCAUUUAGUCAUUAUUAUUAUAUUUCUCUUUUUUCUCACUCUUUUAACAGAUGAUAAAGAGGAGGUUCACAUAUUAUGCCAGAGAAGUGAUAGCAUGUUUUUACUGUAUUGAUACAGCAGUCAGUUAUUACCUCAGUGCUAUGAGGUGUAUAUAUAUAUAUAUGUAAAGUUUGCAAUAAAGGCUCUUCAGGCAAUUUUUUGUACUUGUCUUGUGAUACAUGAAUGGUUUGCUUCCUUUCAUGAUUUUGAUAAUUAUAGUAGUGUUUCUGUGAAAAGAAACUUGCAAAUGUAUUUAUCAAUUUCCAAGUAAGAAAUUACUUUCAUUUUGCAUUUUACAAUUAGAAUUUUUUUUCUCAAAAUUAAUAUAUGCAGCAGCAGUCUUAAGCAGAAAUUACUUAAACGUAGCGUUACUUAACUUUCUGAAUAUUACUGGUUUGGUUUAUCUGUACCUUCAUCUAAGUGGUGAUUGAACAGAUGCUGAUAUAGUUUGUGUGGGUUUACAAUGUACAGCAAGAAGUUUGUGUUAUGCAAAGAGUUGAGUAUCACACUCGGUAAAGAAAUUUUAUUGCAAUAUUUUUAACAAGAUCACACGUGAAUGUUACCUGAUGACCAAAGGGUGUGUGCUUUGGGUUCUACUGUGCUGGAGGUUAUGGCUCUUUGAGAAUUGUAAAAUAGUUGUCCAAUCAUUAUAACAUCGACAGAUACAAGUGUGGACCUCUCGGUUUUUGUUUAGGUCAGUAUGAUGCGUUUUUUUUUAAAGUUUACAGAAAAGCUGAUCGUGUUUCUUUAAAUUGUUAGUUGUGUACAAGGAGUUGCCUAAGACAAUGGCUGGAAUAGGAAGUCGAUUUGAGGACGAAUAUAUGAGUAUCUAUGGCAGAUCAAUACCAAUGGAUCGUCAGGUGCACAAGGAAUGAUUUCACCAACUACAUUGUGUACAGGUAGUUACUUCCUUCUUAUCCAGAGAAGUGCAUGUAGUGUGUGUGUCCGUUUCUCUCUUGGAGUUACUAUUUGCACAGUUUUCUCCUGGGUAAGACUCAUGGCAGACCGAAUAAAAAUGCAGGAAAGUAUAUAUUCUACAAUUUACUGGUAUGCAUCUCGCUGUGUAGUCUUUUCUUUGCCAACUAGAAGAAAGAAAACGAAAGAACAAAAAAAAAAAGUAAUAAUAAAAAUUGUAGUGAGGAAAAAGUUUUAAAUAACAUAGUCUAAAUAAUGUAGUCUGUUUCUAUUUUGCAUUCAAAACAAGAAGGAAGGUCACCUCUCAGAACCCAGUUUGGUUAGUUAAUUUAUAGUUGGUCAGUGAAAAUGCAAGCGGGGAAAAAAAAAGGUGUGUGUGCAUACGUUACUAAUUUCCCUCUCAUAACGUAAUGUAUUAUUUUUUCACCAGCAUGUACAGUUUCAGAUGUAAAUAUCAUUAUAUCAUCUGCCUGGUGUGGAAGAAUGUAUAAAAGGAGAUUUUUUCUUUAUCAAAUAAAUGUUCACAAUUUUAAA
This is a messenger RNA of Penaeus indicus, 5186 nucleotides long. Its product is annotated as E3 ubiquitin-protein ligase MARCHF6-like. Lineage: Eukaryota; Metazoa; Arthropoda; Malacostraca; Decapoda; Penaeidae. The coding region runs from base 12 to 2675 and encodes 887 amino acids. The record is from RefSeq and is a predicted model, not a curated record. Gene Ontology annotation, cellular component: endoplasmic reticulum membrane. The transcript is spliced from 15 exons.